This is a messenger RNA of Physeter macrocephalus (sperm whale), 1056 nucleotides long. RefSeq names its product glutamate rich 1 (gene ERICH1). NCBI's taxonomy places the organism in Eukaryota, Metazoa, Chordata, Mammalia, Artiodactyla, Physeteridae. Bases 127 to 984 code for a protein of 285 amino acids. The transcript has 5 exons. The record is from RefSeq and is a predicted model, not a curated record.
GUGCUGAAGAAACUGUAUCCUGAGGUUCCACGUGGCCAAGAGAAGAGGGCCCCAGUGAGUCCAGCCUGCAGAAACCCACCUGAGAAAGAGGCUCCUGAGAGAGUGAAGGGCAGGAGCGCCCCCCCCAUGACAGGUGGUGACACUCGGGUCCAGCCUGCGCGACGGCCCUACACUGUGGGCCUGCCUCCUGAGGGGUGGGUCCCCCCUCCGCCGGAGGCCCCCAGCUGCUCGAGUCCCGAGAGCUCCUCCAGCGGCGAGGACGCAGGAGAUCAGGAUCUUCAUGCUCAACCAAAGAGAAGAAGAAUUAGAAAGCAUAAUUCAAAGAAAAAAUUUAAAAAUCCCAAUAACAUUCCCGUAGAACAAGCAGAAUUAGAGAAACAGCAGAGUAUUUUGCAAGAAAAAUUGCAGCCACGGCACACAGAUGGCCCCACAAUAAGCAAAAAUAAAAAAAGGAAACUGAAAAAGAAACAGCAAAUUAAAAGGAAGAAAGCAGCUGGCUUACUAACAGGAGCCUCUGGCGUCAACUUCAUGUACCAGCCUGAGGAGACCAGCAGUGAGCAGGACGACGUGAGAGUGAGUGAUGGAGAGGACGUCGCAGACGGGGAGGGAGGGGUCCCGGCUGCCGAGGAGGAAGGAGCCACGGACGCCGGGGAGGAAGGCGUUAAAAGUACCAACGAAAAGGCAGAUGCUAUCCUGAACUUUCUGAAGUCAACACAAGAAAUUUAUUUUUAUGAUGGUGUCUCCAAGGAUUCAGACUCGGCUGUCUUCAUGGAGACCAGUGGAGAGCUAUUUAAAUAUCUUGAAACUCACAGCAUGCCCGCCUCAGAUGUGUUCAUUCUGGAUCACAUGAAAACGCUGUUACUUUUGCAAGACACUGAAAGAUUGAAGAGUGCCCUGGAAGUGUUCCCAGAACAUUGCGGGAUGCCACCCGAGCUCCUCUUCCCCAUCACCAUCUGUGUCCUUAAGAGGUGUCCGUCCCACUAAGUAGAACCUUCUGGAAGCAGAUGAAACAGCAAGGAUGCCCUACUGGUUCUGGAGAUCUGCCAACUUGAGACU